AUGAGUGCAGUACCUCUUGCCCGCUCCGACUCCGCGGGCUCGUCGUACGCCUCUGCUCCCUCUUCCGUGAUCUCUCCCGCAUCUUCCCAGCCAUCCUCGGCAUCCGGACACGCCAAGGCCCACCUUCCGAACGAGCUUCUGCGACACAUCUUCUUGUACUGCGAUCCGGCCACGCUGUACACCACGGUUCGUGCACUCAACAAAUCUUGGAAACAUGCUGUUGAGCAUGAUCUCAUCGCAACCCACUUUGCCAACAAGGACUGGCGGGUCGGUCUUCGCGUCACUCGCAAGCUGCCAAGCACCCUCUCGGAGGAGGAGGUCAACGAUGCUCAGCGACAACAGGCUGACGACGAUCUCUUCCGACUCAAUGUCCUCAACCGCCGUGGCGCCCAAGAGCCCUUCAACAUCAACGCGCAGCCCAGGACGGUCACCCACGUCAUUCCGCUCACUUUCAAGGCCUACGACGAGGAGAAUGUGUCGCUGCGCUUCGACACCGACUCGACCUGGCACUCGCUCUUCCAAGUAGCCCAGCCCGAUUCGGACGAGGAGGAUGCUGCACCGAACAACCCUGCGCCCGCCAAUGCUAACAACCGCCAAGUCGACGACACGGAUGACUCGGACAGAAGCGACGAGGAUGAAGAAGCUCCUCAACCGGCUGCAGGGACAGUCCAUGUUGCCGCCAACGGUCGACGUGAGCGACAGGAAGACUUCGGAGCUGCCGCUGCCCGAGCGCGCGCUAGAGCCGAGUCUGCCAGGCUCGAGCUCGACUUCGGCCUUGUCUGGCGCUUCCCCGAUGACGGUCAGGACGCGGAUGUGUACCAGAUCAAGAAGAAUGAUGCCGCCUCUUGGGGCCAGCCGGAUCCGGAGAACGGCUGGUUGAGUCGCUUCUACUGUUCCAACUUUGACACUGUCAGCUCAGCAGCCACGUCGAGCGCUCCUUCAGGAACAGCUUCGCCGGCUGUGCUCCAGUCUACGCCGCUCACGCGCAGGACGCGCAGCAGCCGCCUCCACUCGUCCGUAGAGAGACGCAUGCACGACGUGGUAGACGACGAUGAGGACGAAGGCUUCUCACCAGCUCAGAUGAUCUGGAGCGACGAGGGUCACGAGUACAUGUCGCUCGAUCUUUCGCUGGGCAUGGAGUUCUUCGUUCGCCGCUCGGCUCGCGCUAACCAGCUGGUGCGAAGGCUCGAGGCGGCAGCAGCUGCAGCUGAAGCGCGCGACGUGGUAGCCCAGCUCACGCGCAAACUCAAGAAGGGCAAAAAGUCGGCCAGAAAGUCGGGCCUCUCGAGCCUCAAUCCGUCCGCAGCUGGCUCUGCCUCAGGGUCUGGUUGGGCGACCCCGCUAGAGGUAGCGAGCCCGCCUCCAUCGCGCAUGACGGCUACAACUGAUCCGAGACGUCGUGCCAUGCAGAAUUCGCUGGGCAGAAACGCAUCCACCUCGAGACUCGCCAGCGGCAGCUCACCGCUGAAGGGCAAGGAAGCGACGAAGGACGAAGACGCAGCGGACGAGGAGCGAGGCACGACGUCGCCAGAACAGACGGCCUCAGCACCCAACCUGCUAUCGCCGUCGAUGGUGCCGUCGCGCUACAACUCGGUCGCACCUUCUAGACAAGGCGGCGGCAGUGUCGGCAACGCUACGUCUUACGGCACUCGCUCACGCGGCGCGGGGGGCAGCAGUCGAGCAGGAGGAAGCAGCGCGCCUCGUGCGACGUUCCAAGCCAAACUGCUUCGUGCGGAACGCAUGCCUUCGCGUCCAUCGACGCCUCCUCCCGCCGGCGAAGACGAAUCGUCCGACUCGGCGACGGCCACCACACCUUCGGAUCGUGCUGGAUGGACGGGUGGCGACAAAUUCGGACGUGGAGCAUAUCGUCUUGCGCAAGAGUGGUCGGAGGACUUGGAAUCGGACAAGUUCCAGGAUGCUCUUUCCAAUAGCGGUGUCACCACACCCGUCACUUGGACCUGGUCGAGGUAG
Messenger RNA from Pseudozyma hubeiensis SY62, 1971 nucleotides. RefSeq lists its product as hypothetical. The coding region runs from base 1 to 1971 and encodes 656 amino acids. The transcript has a single exon. NCBI's taxonomy places the organism in Eukaryota, Fungi, Basidiomycota, Ustilaginomycetes, Ustilaginales, Ustilaginaceae. Gene Ontology annotation, molecular function: protein binding. The record is from RefSeq and is a predicted model, not a curated record.